CGGCGCGCAGAGGGGGCGGGGUGAAAGGUCAGAGCGCGGCGGCGGGUCUGGCUGGCGGCGGCGGCGGGCGAGAGUGGAUAGCCCGGUGUGCACGUGUGGAGAAGCGGCGGCACAGCGCGGCGGCGGGAGACACCCCCGCCUCCUCCGGAGACGCAGGGCUGCGCUUGACUCUCGCGGCCUCCGUCACCCGCUCAGCUCCCUGCCCUAGGCGGGGAGGCCGGCUUGUGGGGGUUGAGUGGCCCGAGCUGAGGGCGCGGAGAGCUCAGGGCGGCGACGACAACGGCGUUGAUAUCGGUGGUAACAACGGCCUCAGCAGGCGGGGAAGAUGAAAGGUAGCCGGAUCGAGCUGGGAGAUGUGACACCACACAAUAUUAAACAGUUGAAGAGACUAAACCAGGUCAUCUUUCCAGUCAGCUACAAUGACAAGUUCUACAAGGAUGUGCUGGAGGUUGGCGAGCUAGCAAAACUUGCCUAUUUCAAUGAUAUUGCAGUAGGUGCAGUAUGCUGUAGGGUGGAUCAUUCACAGAAUCAGAAGAGACUUUACAUCAUGACACUAGGAUGUUUGGCACCAUACCGAAGGCUAGGAAUAGGAACUAAAAUGUUAAAUCAUGUCUUAAACAUCUGUGAAAAAGAUGGCACUUUUGACAACAUCUAUCUGCAUGUCCAGAUCAGCAAUGAAUCAGCAAUUGACUUCUACAGGAAGUUUGGCUUUGAGAUUAUUGAGACAAAGAAGAACUACUAUAAGAGGAUAGAGCCCGCAGAUGCUCAUGUGUUGCAGAAAAACCUCAAAGUCCCUUCUGGCCAGAAUGCAGAUGUGCAAAAGACAGACAACUGAACAAAUUAGAAAUGAACUUUCUUGCACUUGCUUGUCGCCAAAUAAAAGAGAGGCCCAUUGAUUCUCCCCCCUCUUUCUUUCUCCCCCUCCUUCUUGUUCUUGUUCGUCCUCCUUUCUUUCUUUUUCUUUCCUCUAAAAAAUGUUUAAUACUUCCAAGGACUUUCAAAAUUAAUCAUGUUUGGAUUGUUUUAGUUUUCUUAUUUUUGUGAGGUGGUUUGAUUGUAGGAAGGAGGAGGUAUAGAUCUGUUUGGUUUCACAGUUAAGAUAUAUAUGGUCCCAAAAAUUUGGGUGUCAGUGUCAAUUUUUUUUUUUUUUUUUCAAUCUCCUGCUUUCACAUUGAAGGGCAGAGCCUACAAAAUGUUGUAUAUAUCAAAAGACAAAAAGAAACAGCAGCAAUAUCUUGUUCUGUAAUUCAAAGACAAGUUUAGUGUGUUUGUGGUACUUUGGGUUUUUCAAGACUGGGAUACUAAUCCCUAGACAUUGCCUUCACUCCACCUUUUGUCCUUCUGAGUGUUGCCUCAGGAGUUGGACCAUUGUUAUCCUUGUAAGAAAUACUAAGCUUAUUAUUUUUUUUAAGCAAUUAUUUCUUUCUUCCUCACUGAGGGUAGGUGGGACAGUUUGGGUAGGUAGUGUUUUACUUUGGUCUCAGUAUUUGAGUUAAACUGCUUUUUGCUAAUGAGUGGACUGGUUGUUAGCAGGUAUAUUUUUCCUGCUGUUGAUUGUUAUUAGUGGCAUUAACUUUUAGAGUGUGGCUGGUGAGAUUAAUUUUUUUUAAUAUCCCAGCUAGAGAUAUGGCCUUUAACUGACCUAAAAAGGUUUGUUGUGAUUUACUUUUUGUGUGUAUCCUCUCUUUUUUCGUGUCUUCAGUAAACCCACAGUAGUUAGUCUAACUUUAAAAAUGGGAGUUGAUGUCCUUAUAGGUCAGUACCCCUAAGAUAAACCUGAAGCAGGUAUUGUCUCUUGGACAUAUUUAAAAACACCUAAAAGGAAGCUUAGAUGGACUCGUGGCACAAUAAAUGCAUUUAAUGCCAGCUAAUGCAGACUAUUAAAAACAAGGCCACAGAGCAUUUGAUUAUAUAGGGAAGAAUAUCUAGACAGUAUUUUUGAGAAUAACAUAGCUGUGCUACUGCUUAUCUGUUGGAGAACAUCCCAGAUUUGCUUAUUUUCUGUGCCUAUGAUAUUGAGCUUAAGGAUUUGAGGGGGCAAUUGUUAAACAUAUUGCUUCUAUUCUUGGGAAAAUAGAAGUUCAGAAGUGUUAAUAACAGAUGUCACUGUGACCUCCUUUACUGAUGAGACUGGUUUAUGCCAGAUCAUUUUCUGGCACAUAAGGAGUGGCUUGGAUGGCUUGGUAACUUUUUGUAAGAUAGGAGACAUCUGAAAUUUCAUGUUUUCCUCCAUAGCCCCAUUUCCAAUAUUUAAAAUUUUCUAGAUUGCCAAUACUAGUGGCCCAUGAAAUGUUCUCAUUAGACUUUAAAACAAUGCACAGGGCUUGAAUUUUCUUGUCAUUUGACUUUAAAGGGAAGUUUGAUUCAUAAUAUUUAUCCUUAUGUACAUUCUGAUAAUAGCAAUCUCAUCUCUCCAAAUAUGUUAAAUGACAAAAUUACACAAUGUUGAUGCACAUUUUAUAAUCUUUUUUGAGAAUGUGAAAGUACAAAGUACAAUAGACUUCAGCGUUCUUGAGUGCCAAGAGUAAUACAGGAAAAGGGAGAUAGUUGAAUGAGUAUAUAGGAUUUGAAUCUUAAGAUAGUAAAAAUGUAGAAAGACCAUGCUGGUUUCUUGGGUAUCAGUUUCUUCAGCAGUCCGAGUAUAAGCUUAGGAAAAAAGUUAGCAUUAAGCACCUUUACCUUCAUGGAUAAGCUUCAGCUUGCUCUUGCCAAGAGAAGAGUGCUUGAGUUACAGAAGGCAUACUUAGUUUGAAGAAUUCAGCCUUU
Messenger RNA from Mustela erminea (ermine), 2766 nucleotides. It is a transcript of the gene NAA50, whose product is annotated as N-alpha-acetyltransferase 50, NatE catalytic subunit. Gene Ontology annotation, cellular component: NatA complex. Gene Ontology annotation, molecular function: acyltransferase activity, transferring groups other than amino-acyl groups. Bases 326 to 835 code for a protein of 169 amino acids. Lineage: Eukaryota; Metazoa; Chordata; Mammalia; Carnivora; Mustelidae. Gene Ontology annotation, biological process: mitotic sister chromatid cohesion. The record is from RefSeq and is a predicted model, not a curated record. The transcript has 5 exons.